AUGAAUCCCGAGAUUCCCGCGCCCAGAGACAGCCAAGAUGUUCAAGAUGGAGGAACUGUUCAACAAGCUGUAGAACUGGUGGGUAAGAUGCUCGAGCAGAUUCAAAUUGAGCUUGAGAAAAUGCUAUCUCAACGUGGUGAAGUCCCAUCCGAAGCAGAUGCUCCCGAAAAUGAAAAGGAUGAGUCGCAGAAACGAUACAAAACCCUUGAAAGCAAUUAUCAGAAGAUAUCAGAAGAGCUUAAAGUCUUCGGCCGCCAAAUAGCUAGUGCACCCGACAAAAGCGGCCAAGUUCAAGCAGAAUUAAAACUUGCUCAGGCCAAAAAUGAUAUCGAAAAAUUGAAAGCCGAGGUUCAGAACCUUCAAGCUCAGUGUAACGACUAUCAAGCACAAGCACAAGCUCAUCAGAAUCCUCAAAAUGUACAAGAAUUAGAGACUCAACUUGAGGAACUCAAGAAUGAAAAUAAAGAACUGCAAAGAAAAAGAGUCGAACGGCUGGACAAGGACCCUAAUGUGUGGCGUCGGUGGGUCCACAGACACAACAGUGUGGAGAAGGCUGGGCCAAUGCCGCUGUAUGGAGAAAGAUAUAGAGACAUGUUACAUAUGCUGGAUAACUUCGUCUACUUCAACCUGGAUUGGAAACAAGAGCCGAAGAUGGAGCUUAUCGGUCAACAGAAAUGGAGAGACAAAACUUUGAGAUGGGCUUUCGAAACGAAACCAGACGUUGAACGAUAUUUUCGCCUCAGAAGGCCUGUCUUUCAAUUUUUGAGCGAUGAGAUAUUGCUUCAGCCAGCAUUCGGUCUUGAUGAUGAAGACGAGGGUGUAAAGAUGGAAGCUGGAUUUACAGCUUUUGAAAGGAAGCUCCGGGAAUCUUCUAAAGGUGAUGACCAGAUAGUGUCAAAUGUAAAGCUGGUCCUUGCUAAUGACUUUGCAGAUCAACUUUUCGAAAGUAUUGACUGCCAUAAUUGGAGAAAAUUUACCUACAGGUGUGCAAAGGUAAUUCGAGAGAGAGAUUCAGAGAGGAAGAUAGUUGCUUUGGCAUCAGCUUGGGAAGACUUCUUAAGACCUGUGCCAAAAAAAGGAGAUGUAAAGAUCGCCCAGAAAUUAAUGUUAAAAAUUUGCAGAGAGGCCUUCACGUUGAGUCAGAUUCUGAGAGCAGAGCCACUUGAUUAUUAUAAGAUAUAUUUUCCACAACCCGGAGAUUCAAUACCACCCGAGAAGAAGGAUAAAUAUAAUCCUGAAACAAUGGAGGUUCGGGGCGAGGAACCAGGAUUUCCCGCAAAUGAGGUUGGAACUGUUGCGUAUACUUAUUACGGCGGAUUGUUUUUCCGGGAUAUUCACCAACAGGAGGUGUGGAAUUCGCUUGUACCAGCGCAGGUAGUUGUGAAAGUGGCAGCGAGAGAGUGA
Botrytis deweyae is the source of this 1404-nucleotide messenger RNA. RefSeq lists its product as uncharacterized. The coding region runs from base 1 to 1404 and encodes 467 amino acids. NCBI's taxonomy places the organism in Eukaryota, Fungi, Ascomycota, Leotiomycetes, Helotiales, Sclerotiniaceae. The record is from RefSeq and is a predicted model, not a curated record. The transcript has 2 exons.